Molecule: messenger RNA, 1245 nt
Organism: Tigriopus californicus
Lineage: Eukaryota; Metazoa; Arthropoda; Copepoda; Harpacticoida; Harpacticidae
Exons: 4
Coding region: 1-1245 (414 amino acids)
Source: RefSeq, a predicted model, not a curated record
AUGCCGGUGGUAACAGUUCUCAUGGACAAGACCACGAUCAGGGAAGAUUUGGAGCAGCUAUGGACUUUAGAAGCCAUGGGAAUUAGUGACCAAGAAGACGGCCAAUUAACACCAGCGGAAGAAAAAGCCGUGGAACAUUUUGAAAAAUCCACUCAAUUGAAGAACAAGCGCUAUGAAGUGUCACUUCCAUUCCGAGAGCGGGUUCUGAAGGUAGAAAAUAACUACAUGCAAGCGCUGAGAUGCUUGGAGACUUUAGAAAGAAGAUGGGAACGCAACCAAGAAUUUGCAUCAGCCUAUAAGGAAGUCAUGAAUGAGUACUUCGAGAAGGGUUAUGCUCACAUAGUGCCUAGUGAAGAAGUCAGGAAACCGAAGGAAGUGUUCUACCUGCCGCACACAGCGAUACAACUGGCUCCAACCAAUCGAGAUUAUGUCCGGUUUCUGUGGUGCGAGGAGAAGAAUCAAGUAGUGCGAGUCUGGCGUUUCUCAAGUCUAGUAUUCGGUUUGGCUUGUUCACCAUACUUCGCCAAUGCAGUAAUCCAGGAUCUAGCCAACCGACAUGGCAGUUCCCAUCCCAUGGCCAGUCAAACCUUGAAGAACGACAUUUACGUUGACGAUGUGUUCAUCUUCGCUGACUCCUCGGCUGAAGCCCUUACCAAGCUUGACCAAGUCAAUGAAAUGCUUCAAGAGGGGAGCUUCACACUUACAAAGUUCUAUUCGAAUAGCUUAGAGCCGGAUGAACAAAAGGCCAAGGCCCUGGGCGUGUCCUUCCACACCAACACGGAUGAGCUAGUUUAUCAAGUCCAUUCGGUAGCCACCACGUGGGACCCCAAUGCCGUUGAAACCAAGCGCACCGUGUUGUCGAAAAUCGCAGGAAUCUUUGAUCCAUUGGGCCUAGUGGCCCCCAAACCAUUCUUCUCAAAAUAUGCAUAUAUACAGGAAGAGUGGACUCAAGCGGUAAAGAUCUUGGCCCUUCAACAGACUCAGCAUUUCCCGAGGUACAUUGGCUUCGAAACUCGGGAACAAAUGGUAGAAUUGCAUGUGUUUUGUGAUGCCUCAAAAAAGGCCUAUGCGUGUUGCAUCUACAUACGUUACGUUCUGGGCGAUAACAUCCGGGUCACCCUGUUACUCGCUAAAGCAAAAGUGGCACCCACCAAAGCCUUAUCGUUAACGAGACUGGAAUUGAUGGCUUGUCGAAUUGGGGCGACUCUGCACACCAAAGAGUCCGGAAUGUCAUGGACCACGUGA